GUACAGAUAGCCCUUGCGAUUCGCCGCUUCAGAGGGGAUGGGGAGGGCCUGCCAGUCGCCUUCCGAUGCCCUGUGGGUCGUGACAAAGCCCUCGACGAACGACAGCUCCUCUCCUUGCAGCGACAAGCCGACCGUUGCAGCACCGUGACGAUCUGGGCCUCCUUCGUGUUGAGCCGAUCUCCCGGAUGCAACGAGUGCGAUGCCGAGACUGCUGCUGAGCGAUGCUGAUGACGAUGAGUCGCUGCGCAUUGUCGUCCCAUUGUGCCGGGCCAGCCACCGCCGAUAGCCAAGCAAAGAGGCGACGAAGAGAAGCGCCGCCAAGAAGACCAUCCUGCCGACUCGCAGGCCACGUCUGACUGCUGAGUGGGGAUAGCCACGUCCGCCGUCUUGCUGCCGAAUACUUAAUGCCACGUCAUGGCUGCCAGCAUCGCUGUGGUUUGCGGAGAAGAACAUCAGAAGGGCCCUUCGUAGGCGCCAUUUGGGAUUCUCCUUCAUCCCUUGUCAUCCCAAAUUCAACACUCCGUCCGAUGAGCACAUUCCAGAGCAGAUGCGAUCAGUCGCGUGCAGUGGUCCUAUCAACGAAGCUGCUGGCGUCCUUGUUCUUCC
Molecule: messenger RNA, 606 nt
Organism: Vitrella brassicaformis
Lineage: Eukaryota; Vitrellaceae
Source: the annotation of a GenBank genome assembly